Molecule: messenger RNA, 1614 nt
Organism: Diachasma alloeum
Lineage: Eukaryota; Metazoa; Arthropoda; Insecta; Hymenoptera; Braconidae
Product: sensory neuron membrane protein 2
Exons: 9
Coding region: 1-1497 (498 amino acids)
Cellular component (GO): membrane; cytoplasm
Molecular function (GO): scavenger receptor activity
Source: RefSeq, a predicted model, not a curated record
AUGAAGUUACAAAUUUGUUUCGGACUUUUUCUGGGGCUAGGAAUUGCCGCGUGUGUUCUUGCGCUAAUAUCAAAAUAUAUCGUGUUACCCAAGACUGUUAAUGAUGAAAUAGGCGAGGCUGUUGCGCUGGUGAAUGGCACAGGUGCGUACGAUAGGUGGAAAACAAUACCACUACCAAUUAUUUAUAAGGCAUAUUUUUUCAAUGUCACAAAUCCUGAUGAUGUCAUGCAGGGGGAAAAACCUAUUCUGCAAGAGGUUGGACCUUACGUCUAUAAACAAUACAGAUCUAAAUUCAACAUAACGGAGGAUGGAGACACGCUAUCGUACAAUGAGCACCAACUUUUUGAAUUCGAUGAGAAUUCUUCGUAUCCCCUCACCGAUUCGGAUGCAAUUCGUAUCGUCAACCUGCCUCUGAUGGCGAUGAUUGCCACAACGGAACGGGAAGUCCCACCCCUCCUUCAAGUUCUCGAUCGAAUGAUCCCGAAAAUUUUUAACAACCCGAAGGAUUUGUUUCUCACAACGACACCCAGGAAUUUUCUAUUCGACGGAGUCAUUUUGACCUGUGAUACCAAUGAUAUUGCUCUUAGAAUAGUGUGUGGGGUGAUCGAAAAGCUUGCGCCGCGGACGAUUGUCAGACGUGAUAAAGGGAACUUCAAAUUUUCGCUUUUGAGUUAUAAAAAUGAUACGGAUGAAGGGACAUUCGUCGUGAACAGUGGAAAAACCGACCCCAAAAUGGUGGGUCAAUUAUCCUCAUGGAAUGGCUACAGCAUGACGAAUGUGUGGCUGGCUAACAGUUCCUGUAACGCAAUAUAUGGAUCGGACGCUACUAUUUACGCUCCAUUCCAAACUACUGAGUCUAUCGUAAACACAUUCUCGGUCGAUUUAUGCCGGCCAGUAUCCUUGGAGUAUUUAGAAGCCAUUGAAUACUCCGGAAUCGAUGGAUUGCGAUUUAUAGCGAGGAAAUCGACUUUUUCGUCGCCGCAGAAGGAGCCUCUGAAUGAGUGCUACUGCCUAAACAAGACUAGUGGAAUAUUGGGGAAUGAUAAGUGCCUGCUGGACGGGGCUUUAGAGCUCUUAACAUGCCACGGAGCGCCCAUUGUCUUCACCCAUCCCCAUUUCUACUUGACCCACGAGGUAUAUCAGAGAGGUGUUCAGGGGCUCAACCCCAUUCCUUCGAAGCAUCAAAAUUACAUUGACUUACAGCCCAAUACCGGAGCUCCUUUGAGAGGAAGUAAACGCGGCCAAUUCAAUAUCUUCUUGCGUCAAGUUGACAAGGUGUCCCUGACUUCGGGUCUGAAUACAACUCUCAUGCCCAUUCUAUGGUUCGAUGAGGGAGUGGAACUCAGUGAUGAAUUUGUUGAUCAAUUAAAAACCCAGUUGUUGGAUAAUCUGCGGUUGCUUGAUAUAGUCAGCUGGGCAGUUUUCGCCUUCGGUGGCGCCAUCUGCAUUGUUAGUCUCAUCGCGUUGUUUUGUUGUUGGGGAGCGAAGAAGAAGUAGAUAGCGAGAUUCGUCGAUAUUUUUUCACUUUUAAAUAAUUGAAUAGACCAGCCGUGCCAUGUGACGAUAUAUUCCACGAGAAAAUAAUAUUAGAGGAUUAUGUUGGAUUAUUUAUAU